UCAGACUCGUCUUGUUUCGAGAGAGGCAACUUAUCAGAUGAUACGUGGAUAUGCGGCAUGUGGUGCAACAUCGUGCAACACGCCGUGCAACAUGUUGUGAAAAGGAUGUGAAACAGACGGGCAUGGUGUAUCAUGAUGUAAAUGCUGAUUGAUCUCUCAUGUUUCUUGAUUUUGGGGCUCCAGCUCUCUUGCAACUUGUACCGCCUUCGAUCUCGUCGAUCCCCUCGCGUUUGAGUCAACAUGGCCCUUCCCAUGAAGAAGUCCGUGAUGAAGAGCAUGAAGGCAAUGAAAAAGACCACCGCGAUGAAAGCUCGAGUGAUGAAGAAGAAGGCAGUGAGCAAGAUUGCUCGAGGAAAGUCGGCAAAGGCCGUGGUCUUCAGGGGCAGCAAAGAGAAGACUGCAACAGGUUUCAAACAGACAGACUUGUUGAAGAACAAGCGUAACAAGGUUGUGACCAAGAAGCAGCAUGCUGCCGGCAAGAAAGCCUACAAAAACAUCUCCGCUUGGACCACCGCAGUGACAAAGGCCAGGAAGGAGUUGGGCAUCAAAGGCUUCUGCGCUGUGAACGGCAAGACAGCGCAGGGCAAGGCUCUCUAUGCCAAGGCCAAGGCCAUCUAUGCCGCCUGAACGGUUGAGAGAUGUUGAGAGA
Messenger RNA from Cladocopium goreaui, 649 nucleotides. The record is from the annotation of a GenBank genome assembly. NCBI's taxonomy places the organism in Eukaryota, Dinophyceae, Suessiales, Symbiodiniaceae.